This is a messenger RNA of Ostreococcus tauri, 723 nucleotides long. Its product is annotated as Chalcone isomerase. Bases 1 to 723 code for a protein of 240 amino acids. Gene Ontology annotation, molecular function: intramolecular lyase activity. The record is from RefSeq and is a predicted model, not a curated record. The transcript has a single exon. NCBI's taxonomy places the organism in Eukaryota, Viridiplantae, Chlorophyta, Mamiellophyceae, Mamiellales, Bathycoccaceae.
AUGUACGCCGCGCGAGGAACGGUGAAGAGCGGCGCUCACGCUGGUUUGUCCCAAGCGCGCGCAAUCAGGGGACGAAACGAUCGACGCACGUCGCGGACGACGACGCGCGCCGCGGUCGACCCGGCGACGAAGAUAUCUUUUCCGGACGCCACGCCCUCGGGACUCGUCGCCCUCGGCGCCGGCGCGCGCGUGAAACGUGUCGCCAUUAUCGACGUUAAGGUGUACGCGCUAUGCAUGUACGUCGAUGCCGCGAAAGCGAAGGAUCAGAGAGGGAAAGGUUUGCUCGCGGGCGAUUACGACAAGGAACUUGCAAUUGAGCUCGCACGGGAUGUCGACGGUAAGACGUUCUACGAGGCGCUAGACGAGGCGUUGAAACCUCGUAUCGCAGAGAUCGCGACGAAUUUGGCGACCAAGGAGGACGAGGACGGAAACUUCAUGGCCUCGGUCGCCGAAGCUGCAGAGUUGGAGGAAGAAAAGGCGCUGGAUGCGCUGAGCGACAUGCGGGACGGUCUCAUCAAGCUCAACCUGAAGCAAGGGACGAAGAUGGCGAUUUCGUGGACACCGAAAGGGGCGAACAAGGUCGGGAUCGAGGUGCAGGGUGCGACGAAGCUUGAGUUUGAUUCGACUGUUUUCGCGCAGGCGUUGCUCGACGUCUAUGUCGGGAGUGCCCCGGUGGCUCCCGCGGCUGCGCAGGCGUUCGAGAAGGGAUUGGCGUCGCUAUAA